GCCAGGUGAAUCGAAUCCGAACUCUUUACGUUCCGAAGAAAAAGGCUACGAAGCUUUAACCUCAAAGAACCUUGUAUCCCAUCAGGAAAUGUACUCUGUUAUCCUGUACUUUUAUGUUCAAAGGGCGGAUUAUUUUGAUGGUUAUACGCAUUGGAGGUUGCUCCUGGUUUAACUCAAUUCUAAGGCUCCCCUGGGUAUCCAAUCAUAUUAAUGAAGACCUUGAAGAGUUUCAACACUGCCAUUCUAACCCAUUACAUUCAGAGGAGCCUUGAAUAGUAGCGUUUCAGCACCAUACAAUGGACAGCUCCGAGUUCUCAAUUGACGUCUCUCAACAUUGAACCUGCUUUCAGCGUCCAGCGACCAGCACAGUGGUUAACUUUAUUUGAGUUAUUUUAUUUACAUCAGUCGACGGUCUGCUUCUGUGUUUAAUUUAGUAAUUUUAGGUCAAAUAAAUGUUGCCAGUCUCCAUUGGACGAGCCAAACAGGAUUUCCAUUAAGUUGAGGAAAGGGACGUCCUCAUCCUUCACACUAGUGCUUGAAAAACAGAACGUGUUCAAGACAACGAAGUUACGAAAAAUAAAUAAUAAUCAAAAACUGUAACUUUUUUUUUUUACUUUUUCUGCCGUGUUAAGAAUGGAAAUCGUUUUACCAAGACUGUUCUCUAAGAGGAAUACGAUUUUCUGCUGUUUCAUUUUAUGUAAGUCAAUUUCCUGCCAGGAAAGGACCCACUCCCAUGCUGAAGAAAACCUCUUCAAGGAUCUCUUUGUCGGUUAUAACAGGUGGCCCAGGCCAGUCCGUAAUAUUUCUGAUGUAGUAAUUGUCAAGUUUGGGCUCUCCAUUGCACAGCUUAUAGAUGUGAAUGAAAAGAAUCAGAUGAUGACAACCAAUGUUUGGCUCAAACAGGAGUGGAACGACUACAAGCUGCGAUGGAAUCCUGCAGAUUAUGACAACGUCACAUCGAUUCGGGUCCCCUCUGAAAUGAUCUGGGUGCCAGACAUCGUACUGUAUAACAAUGCAGACGGGGAGUUUGCAGUGACUCACAUGACGAAGGCCCACCUGUUCUACACAGGCAUGGUACAGUGGGUGCCACCGGCCAUCUACAAGAGCUCGUGCAGCAUCGACGUGACAUUUUUCCCCUUCGACCAGCAGAACUGCAAGAUGAAGUUCGGUUCAUGGACCUAUGACAAAGCCAAGAUUGACCUGGAGCGCAUAGAGAUGAACGUGGACCUGAAGGACUACUGGGAGAGCGGAGAAUGGGCCAUCAUCAAUGCUGUGGGCACCUACAACACCAAGAAGUAUGACUGCUGCCACGAGAUCUACCCGGACAUCACCUACUUCUUCAUUAUCCGCCGCCUCCCGCUCUUUUACACCAUCAACCUCAUCAUCCCCUGCCUCCUCAUCUCCUGCCUGACUGUGCUGGUCUUCUACCUCCCCUCUGACUGCGGUGAGAAAAUCACCCUGUGCAUCUCUGUGCUGCUCUCCCUCACUGUCUUCCUCCUCCUCAUCACCGAGAUCAUCCCCUCCACCUCCCUGGUGAUCCCCCUGAUCGGGGAGUACCUGCUCUUCACCAUGAUCUUCGUCACCCUCUCCAUCGUCAUCACCGUGUUUGUGCUCAAUGUCCACCACCGCUCACCCAGCACCCACAAAAUGCCCAAAUGGGUUUGCACCGUCUUCCUGGACUUCAUCCCCCGCUGGCUCUUCAUGAAGCGCCCGGCCCCGGACAAGAAGGACCACCGCUUCCUGCAGCAGCACCAGCGCAGCCAGUCAGGUGAGUUCAAGCUCAGCACCUCCAAGUACUGGCUGGAGACUGACGUGGACUACAAGCUUGAAGACACCGAGCUGGGCUUGCCCUCCUUCUCCCCAGCUCCAACUGCCCCUGCCCGCCAGCCCGCAGGUGUCCUCUCUCCCCAUAACCACCCCCUUCACCACCGGCUGGACAGGACCACUCGCCACCUGGGGGGCAGAGUGAACCCCACACAGCGCCCUGCCAAGAUAGACAACCUGGUGUCGGACUUCAGCUUCCCGUUGUCGCCCAGCAUCCUUCGAGCUCUGGAGGGCGUGCACUAUAUUGCGGACCACCUCCGUGCAGAGGACGCCGACUUCUCGGUGAAGGAGGACUGGAAAUACGUUGCCAUGGUGAUCGACCGGAUAUUCCUCUGGAUGUUUAUAAUCGUGUGUUUGCUGGGGACCAUUGGACUCUUCCUUCCUCCAUGGUUGGCUGGGAUGAUUUAGACUUUGUUAUUUUGUUUUUUAAAGACUUUACACAACCAAGGGUGGCAUGGCCAUUAACCCCGGUGAACAAAUUGUGACAGGAUACAAAAUGGAAGAGCAAGUGUCUGCAGUGAGGAGGAGAGCUGAUUCUUCACCACGAAGAAAGGGGUCUGCUUCAGCACUGCUGACACUGACAAGGAUGUGAGCUUCUGUCUGAACAUAAAUACAGCUGUUCCUCCUUAUUCUGGACAGUUUAAUCCCCUGGUAUUGCUGCCAUUGGUACUGUACUGCUGUUAUGGUGAAUUGACUAUUUUUAAAUGCAACAAUGUACUGUACAAUAAAAAGGUACAUAAUACUGGUGUACAGCUUACUGAUGAUGUUUGUAAAUAUAUAGAGAGUGUUCUUGUUUAAAGACUGUAAGAAAAUUAUUUAUCAUAGGCACAACAUAUUAGGUUGCAACAGCUUUCCCAAGUAGCAAACAUAAAGCCACAACCCGAAGCCGAAAUGAUACGCAAAUAUGAUAUUUCCCUGGAAAGUAAAUUAGCAGGGCAUUGAAAAACCUUCCAUUACAGUAAGUCAACCGUCUAGCAGGUUUCUUUAGCAUGUGCAGAAUGAGGGCAGGAGGUAAUCAGUGUACCACUAUUGCAGGGUAAGAUAAAACACCCAGCUGAGGUGCAGGACUUACAAAGAGCCAGGCAAUCUGCACAGCGGCUUUCUUCUCUAGAAUGCCAAGCAUUUAAUUUUGGUGCUACAAAAACAUAAGCAGAAAUAAUCUGGCUGCAUUAUGAAGCAAUGUGAUGCAUGUUAAGGAGCUGAAUCACAUGACAUGUGACUACAGUAUAUAAGACUUAUUGGUGUCAGGUCUUAGUCAUUUGACUGUAAAAGCAAAUAUUUAUUCGCACUUUAAAAGGGGCAUAAUAGCAGGUUAUAAGUCAGACUAUCUUCAGUCCGGUCUGCAACUGCAGUCAAAAGUCAAGAACCACUGUGUCAGUCUUUAUGCUAACGUCCCAGGAGACCACCACUGAUUGGAGUCACUGGCUUGAGCUAUACAUUUCCAGUGUUCUGGCUAGACCCUCAUUCAUCUUCUGAUUGGCCUUCACAGUUUUAGGUCUGGAACGGAUUGGUUUAUUUCAUGCACAGGGCGCUUCUAUGUUUUCUGGGUAACUAAAAAGUUGCUUUAAAUUACAUUAACCCAUCCUCUCCACUUUUUAAUACAUUUUUGUUCUCCGCUAUUAGUAUAGACUUUAAACAUGGGAAGCGUGCUAUGUCACAACAAAGCAAUGCAAUGCAAUGCGAAGCAACUGAUUUUCACGAGAAGUUAUAUGAGG
Molecule: messenger RNA, 3539 nt
Organism: Acipenser ruthenus (sterlet)
Lineage: Eukaryota; Metazoa; Chordata; Actinopteri; Acipenseriformes; Acipenseridae
Product: neuronal acetylcholine receptor subunit alpha-2-like
Exons: 7
Coding region: 634-2232 (532 amino acids)
Biological process (GO): signal transduction; chemical synaptic transmission; monoatomic ion transmembrane transport
Cellular component (GO): postsynaptic membrane; neuron projection; synapse
Molecular function (GO): transmembrane signaling receptor activity; acetylcholine-gated monoatomic cation-selective channel activity
Source: RefSeq, a predicted model, not a curated record